Wickerhamiella sorbophila is the source of this 669-nucleotide messenger RNA. RefSeq names its product Target of rapamycin complex 2 subunit AVO2. The record is from RefSeq and is a predicted model, not a curated record. Lineage: Eukaryota; Fungi; Ascomycota; Dipodascomycetes; Dipodascales; Trichomonascaceae. The transcript has a single exon. Gene Ontology annotation, molecular function: protein binding. Bases 1 to 669 code for a protein of 222 amino acids.
AUGGACACAGCACAAAGACUCAGAUAUGCUGUAUCACACAAUAAGCUGCCUACGGUCAAGCUCAUUCUGGAAAAACAGCCAGAGCUGCUCGUGAACACCAACAUUUCUAACGGCUGGUCGAACCUGCAUUACGCCGCUUAUCAUGGCCACUACCAGAUCUGCGUGUACCUAGUGAAUUUAGGGCACGACCGAGACGAAAUCUCACGAAACCACCACAAUGAUACUGCAAUGCAUCUCGCCGCAUCCCAGAACCAAGAGCAGACACUGCACUAUUUGGCUCAGCACUACUCACGAGCGAUUGACUGGCUCAACGCAGACCACCACACCCCGCUCAUGCUGGCGGUCAUUUGCGGCCAUGACCCUUGCGUGGCAAUUCUGCUAGAUUUCGGCGCCGACAUCGACCGCGGAGACGCUUUCAACACCCGCCCUAUCCAUGUAGCAGCGGCUCGUGGACAUGUCAAAAUCAUCCGUACCCUGGUGGACCGCGGAGCCGACACAGUGACGUUGAACGAUAAAGGAUGGUCACCGCUAGAUUACAGCUCGACCUUCCAGGUGCGAGGCUACCUCAACACCCUGGUAAAAGAGCUUCGCCGCCCCCCGGCUCUCACCAUUGCGGGGCUGGGCAACUUUGGGCCAUCUACACCUAUUCAAACGACAUUUGACGAGUAA